AUGAGGCUCUCCAACAGUAUUGCAGGCCUUUGUCUGCUUACAUUGGCGUCAGGCGCUGCGGCUCGAAACGCAACUCAGCAGCAAUCUAUCAACAAUGCGACAGCCUUGCCAUUGCCUCUUUGUGGUGUAAAUUCAACCUCAGCUCCCGAUAUCUAUAUCUAAUCCCUAACAAAACCUGUAGCAACGCUGCUACGCUCAAGUGCUUCCCACUUACGACUGCAAUUCCGGAGACGCCAGCUGCAUUUGCCCCAAUGCCAACCUGACGACAGCCCUGUCGGCAUGUUCUCAAUCCAAUUGCACGGUCCCAGAACAGCUUAGUAUGUUCGCAGUCCAAUCCAUGCAUGAUCGCAUUCUGACACCUUCCUCAGCGUUCGAGAAAUUUUCGAAAGACAGCUGCGGGGCCAUCAGCCGCAAUCAUUCUAGCAACACACGGGUUACUACAUGGACGCUCUUCGCUCUAGCACUCGUCUUCGUGGGGGCCCGUUUCAUUGCGCGCCCCGAGAGGCUCAAAGGGAGUGGCUACGGAAGUGAUGAUUGGACCAUCGCUAGCACACUUCUCGUUCUGUUGCCCCUGAAUGUCCUUGUUCAAGCAAUGACGAACAACGGUCUCGGAGCAGACAAUUAUACCCUACAGGCCAGCGAGAUCACGGCGUUCUUGAAAGUGAGUUUUAACUUGCCAACCGACUGGUAGCAUCAUACUUAUCACGUCAGGAAUUCUACAUCUUCGAAAUACUCUAUACCCUUGUCGUCUUUCUCACGAAGGUCUCUAUCCUGCAACUCUACCUACGCAUCUGGACUGUCGAAGCAGUCUCCAGGUGGUUUCGGCUUGCCGUAUGGUCUCUGAUCCUUUUGAAUCUUGUCACCAUGCUGGCAUUUGCGUUGAGCUUGGUCGCUCAAUGCAGUCCGAUCAGCUAUGUAAGCCCUCCUUGUGACACGACAAAAGCGCGAAGAAGUCGCUAACAAACUUGUCCGACAGGCAUGGCACGACUGGGACCUUCUACACGUGGGCCACUGCGUCAACCAGCAAGCUCAGAUCUAUGUCCUAGGUGCUUUCAACAUCGCCUACGACGUAGUAGUCUUCAUCUUCCCACUACACAACUUUCUCAAGUUGAACAUAUCUUGGCAGAGGAAGUUUGGCGUUUGCUUAAUCUUCAUGGUCGGCUUACUCGUUACCAUCUGCAGCAUUGUACGUGGUUCCAAAUCUCGCACAUCCUCAAACGCCGCUAAUGCGCUCUCUAGGUCCGCCUUCAGUACCUCGUCAAAAUCGGCGUCAGCGGUAAUCCAACCUGGGACUACAACUCCGCCGUAGUUUGGAGCUCCGUGGAAUGCAACAUCAGCGUAGUCUGCACCUGCAUGCCCGCCAUGGCCGGUCUCCUCCAACGACUCUGGGCCGCCAUGUCCGGCCAGCCGCUCACCUCAAGUUCCGGCUCGGAGUCGAAAGCGCCAAUGCACCCUACCGUCAUCGACCCCGAGAACCCCGUUCGCGACGAAGAAAUGCUCCGCAUGCGUGACCCAAAUUCCAUGGAUGAAUGCGCUACCGAAAUGGCGGAAUCCGAUCGUGGAGCUCCGACCGAGAAAGUCUUCCGUCAUAAGGAGAAUGCAGCUACUUCGAGGGGGAUCGAAAUCAAGCAUGAGCCUCCGAGCGAGACGACAGCGACGCGGAUGUCGUAUCGAGAUAGUGAGGGACGAUUGCAUGAGGUAAAGGUGAUUGACAAGCCGACUGAGGACGUUGAUCCAAAUUUUGAAGGGCGUUCGUGCCACAGCGGCUAA
Lecanosticta acicola is the source of this 1770-nucleotide messenger RNA. NCBI's taxonomy places the organism in Eukaryota, Fungi, Ascomycota, Dothideomycetes, Mycosphaerellales, Mycosphaerellaceae. The record is from the annotation of a GenBank genome assembly.